Molecule: messenger RNA, 2229 nt
Organism: Coniophora puteana RWD-64-598 SS2
Lineage: Eukaryota; Fungi; Basidiomycota; Agaricomycetes; Boletales; Coniophoraceae
Exons: 9
Coding region: 1-2229 (742 amino acids)
Source: RefSeq, a predicted model, not a curated record
AUGGUCAAGCUCAUCAUCCUCUCUCCAAAGGGCAACCAGGGCGUCCGCUACUUUCCCCACCAUGGAUACCUUGGUUUAACCCCCGUGAAGGUCGAAGGUGUGGUUCGCACACAGCUUGAACAGGACGGGAAGCCUUUGCUGUCAAAGGACCUCCAUAUCGCUGUCCGCUGCUAUGAGGCGCGCCAGACUCGGCUUGGGGCAACUAACACCAACAUGCUAGCUGAUUACUCCACAAUGCUAUGGAGUAAACCAGAUGACCAGGAUUGGACCGAAGUCGGCGAAGGUGAUCACACUUUUCGUAUCGUGGUCCCAGCAAAUGCGACCGCGCCCAGCACCGCCCUCUAUUACCAGGAAUAUCGCAUAUUUUGGCGUGUUGAAGCAACUCUCAAUCAUAUCCCUAUCAAUGGAGUUGGCUCGCGUAUAGUCAAGCACUUUGAUCUGCCGCUUAUUCGGUAUGACGUGCCCCCACUCAUACGGCCCCCCUCCCCUCCAAUGGUUAUUACCUCGUCUCACCUGUAUGCCACGGCGAAAAAAACUAAAGGCCCCCAGCUGAGGUAUCGCGUGGUCCUUCCACCCCAACCUGUCGGUCCCCUCGACAUUGUUCCCAUACAAAUAUACGUGCAACCUAUGGACUCUUCUGUAGUCGUCCGUAGUGCCACUGCCGUUGUAGAACGACGUAUAACUCUUAAGGAUGCACAGUCUCUUUCUCAAUCAGGCUCUGGAACUCCUACUGUACCUAAUGCUCACCCUCCGGACUCGACGAGCUCCUCAUACGCCCCUUCCGUUUCUGCAUCACCCUCUGCAUCAUCACCAUACCCUGCUCUACAUCAUUCAUCGCCACCGCCUGGCACAGCCGGUUCUGUUGCUUCAUCUUCAUUUCAGGACCUCGCAAGCACUGCUUCGGCCUCGACAAUCUUUACAGAUAGCGACUCACGCCCCCUUCUACCCUCUUCACCCGGGCCAGACAAGGUGGCUACGCAUAUAUACGCACAUGUCGAAUCCUCGGUCCCAUUCAAACACGACUCAGAUGGGAUUUGGAAGCAAACAUUGAAUUUUUCAUGGCCUGAUACGAAGUCUAAGGCUCGUUGGGGGAUUGGCGAGACGGCGAGAACUGAGAUGGCCAACGUUCAAUUUUUUAUCAGGCCGAAGUUAAUUGUUUCGUCAUCAUCUAGCAACGCAGAAUCUUUUGAGCUGGAAGAUCAAGAAAUCUUCGCUUUGUCAACAAACGAAUCGCAACGCCAAGUUGCCUUCUCGAAGUACAACGAGCAACUUUACUCGAAUAACCGCUCAAAGUCUAAGUCACCUCGGAGAACGAGGCGGGAGCGCGAUCGGCCCCCAGAUAGUCCGAACGAUGCGUCGACGAAUCCACUUAGCUCAGCACCUCCCCACGUGCAACGGCAUUUGGAACCAUCCUCAGCACAAAAUCCCAAAUUUCCAUCUACCUCGCCUUACCCACCGAAGGCCAAAGUCAAGGCUCACCGGCGGCCCCAUACUUCUGCCGGCCCACGAGAUAAGUCGGUUGAUCUUCGUGCAUCAGACGCGAUUCGACACCAGAACCAUCACCUCGUGGUUCCAGUUCGGGCUGAGACAGCCAUUUCAGCCAACAAAGCGGAGGUUAGGACCGGCUUCAAUCAGAAAUGGGUGCUUUUACCACAGCUGGGCAGCUCGAUUGUGAGCACCGACUCGGGCAUAUCCAUCAAACACGAGGAAAGUGCUGAUCACGCCGAUGGAGUCUCAUUGUUUGGGCACCUAGACCAGUCUGAUGUUCUUGCAUGGGAGCAAGAGCUUGCACGCAUCGAGUCGGCAAGUCGGCGAAGUAGCGCGGAUAUGCUCGGAUUCACAUCGCGGCGCAAACAAGGGCACCCACACCACCGCACUCCGGCGCAUCGGAUCCUCCCGGGAUUCCGUCCACGUUAUUGUAUCCUACCGGACGAUCCAUACAUCGGCAUUGCGGACUCACAACUUUCGGAUGGCUGGCUUCUUCACUUCAUUGUCUCUCCGGGAUGCACAUGCACAGUCAUGGGUGCGGGCUACAUGCUUAUGCGAGCUACCAUUCCUACUCCGGAAGAAACAUACGCGGCCAUGGCUCCUGACCUGAGGAGGAAGGUCGACGCCAACCGCGCUGCACGGCUCGCUCAGGAGAACGCCAUGAAUCGCCAGGUGGAAGCUCAGGUAGGGCAAGCUGAUCCAGAUACAGUAAAGCCUGUCUGGGCAGAGGCUAAGAAGUAG